AUGUCUGACGAUAAGCUCACUACUGGCGCAAGGUUGGCGCUUGAGUUCUUCGGAGCUGAACCUUUACAAAAGAUCGGGGCAGACGCCCGAGAUGAUCUUCCCAAUUCGAUUGGAAGGGAAUACAUUGCUGAAGUAUGCUUCUCCAGCUACGACCGGCCAGGGCUUGAGUUCCGAGAGCGAUUAAUGAUCAACAUUGCGAUGCUUGUCGCUUUGAACCGAGCUCCAGAACUCCGCCUUCACAUUUGGGCAGGGCUCAAGAACGGGCUGACUGAGGAACAAAUUUGCGAGAUCAUUAGGCACACGAUGAUCUAUUGUGGCGUGCCUGCCGGAAGAGAUGCUCUUCGUAUUGCCAGCGAUAUUUUCCAUGAACGAAAGCAGGCUGCCGAGAAGUCGUCAGGAAAAGAGCGGUUGUAA
This is a messenger RNA of Clonostachys rhizophaga, 414 nucleotides long. NCBI's taxonomy places the organism in Eukaryota, Fungi, Ascomycota, Sordariomycetes, Hypocreales, Bionectriaceae. The record is from the annotation of a GenBank genome assembly.